Lycium ferocissimum is the source of this 1024-nucleotide messenger RNA. RefSeq names its product acidic endochitinase pcht28-like. Gene Ontology annotation, biological process: chitin catabolic process; defense response to fungus; carbohydrate metabolic process. The record is from RefSeq and is a predicted model, not a curated record. NCBI's taxonomy places the organism in Eukaryota, Viridiplantae, Streptophyta, Magnoliopsida, Solanales, Solanaceae. Bases 54 to 806 code for a protein of 250 amino acids. Gene Ontology annotation, molecular function: chitinase activity. The transcript is spliced from 3 exons.
CUACAUAACUAAACAUUAAACUCAAAAAACAUAAGAAAGGACAGAGAAAAAAAAUGGAGUUCUUGGGAUCAUCACUGGCAUUUUCUUGUCUCUUUUUCUUGUUCCUAACAGGAACUUUGGCACAAGAUAUUGGUUCAAUUGUAACCAGGGACUUGUUCGAACAGAUGCUGAGUUUUAGGAACAACGAUGCAUGUCCUGCCAAGGGAUUCUACACUUAUGAUGCAUUCAUAGCUGCAGCCAAUUCCUUCCAAGGUUUUGGUACUACUGGUGAUGAUACUGCUCGUAAGAAGGACAUCGCUGCCUUUUUCGGUCAAACUUCUCACGAAACUAAUGGCGGUGCUUCAGGAACAUAUAACGGAGGAUAUUGCUUUGUUAGGCAAAUAGAGCAGUCAGACAGAUAUUAUGGUAGAGGACCCAUCCAAUUGACAAGCCAAGCUAACUACGACCGAGCUGGAAGGGCUAUUGGAGAAGACCUAGUGAACAACCCUGAUUUAGUAGCCACAGAUGCUACAAUAUCAUUCAAAACAGCAAUAUGGUUCUGGAUGACACCACAGGAUAAUAAGCCAUCAUGCCACGACGUUAUCAUUGGGCGAUGGACGCCGUCAGCAGCAGAUAUAUCGGCAAAUCGACAACCUGGCUACGGUGUCAUUACCAACAUCAUUAACGGUGGACUUGAAUGUGGCAUGGGUCAGAAAGAGGAAGUGGAAAAUCGAAUUGGAUUUUACAGGAGGUAUUGCAGUAUGUUGAAUGUUGCCCCAGGAGACAACUUGGACUGUUACAAUCAAAAGAACUUCGCCCAGGGCUAGACUAGAAUGGAAAUUGUGUUAUGUAUUACUCAUGAAGAUGUUAGUCUACAAGUUAUAUUUGGAUUUAACGAAUAAAGGGAUUGUGUAUGCCCGUUUAAAAUAGAGUGAUAUAUUGUUAUUUAUCUUCCUGAAAAGAACCAAUAAUUCCUAUAUGCAGUGCUUCGAGUGAAGCUGUUGUAGAAGUGAAAGUUCUAUUCAGAAAUAAAAGUUUCUUGUAC